CUCAUUUUCUACAACCUCAUCUUCGAUGGUGCUGACCCCACUAUACAAGAAAUGCUGUCGACAACCAUAAUCUUCAGCCCCAUCUCUAAUCACUUUCCAAGAUUUCACUUUUACUCUCCGAUCCCUAAUAAUUCUCAGCCGAGGCUCAAUCUCUUCGCUCAGCCCAUUAAAGAAAUGUCUUUUCUUGGCGGGUUAAGCUCCAAAAUCAGCGCCAUCGGCGGCGGUGGCGGUGGCUCCGGCGUCGAAGGCGGCGAUGAGUUUCAGACGCUGGCGGAGUUUCUAGGAAAAGGGGGCCAAAAUGUGGGCGAUGAGUUGUUGGUCUUGUACAGUCACUUGGAGUAUGCCUGCAAGAAAAUUGCUGCUCUGGUGGCCUCGCCUUUCAACUCGAAUCUCGCUAAGAAUUUCAGUGCUGAAAGUGGCAGUAAUGAGAUCAUACUAUCAUCUCUAAAGAACUCUGGAAAAGUUGCAGUAAUGGCAUCCGAAGAAGACGAUGCCCCAGUUUGGCUUGCUGAUGAUGGCCCGUUUGUGGUUGUUUUAGAUCCUCUCGAUGGCUCUCGAAAUAUCGAUGCCUCUAUUCCAACUGGAACUAUAUUCGGGAUUUACAGACGUCUUUACGAGCUCGAUCAUCUGCCGAAAGAGGAAAAAGCGGCACUUAAUUCUCUACAGAGUGGGACAAAGCUUGUUGCCUCUGCCUAUGUCCUUUAUUCAUCAGCUACGAUUCUUUGUACGAGUUUUGGUUCGGGAACUCAUGCGUUCACACUCGAUCGGUCAACGGGAGACUUUGUUCUCACGCAUCCAAACAUUAAAAUUCCUCCUCGAGGGCAAAUAUACUCGGUAAAUGACGCGCGAUAUUUUGACUGGCCUGAAGGCUUGAGGCAAUACAUAGAUACCGUUAGACAAGGCAAAGGCAAAUACCCUAAAAAGUACUCUGCUCGGUACAUAUGCUCCCUUGUGGCCGAUUUCCACCGAACCUUAUUGUACGGUGGGAUUGCAAUGAAUCCAAGGGACCAUCUUCGUCUUGUUUAUGAGGCUAAUCCACUCAGUUUCUUGGCUGAGCAAGCUGGAGGAAAAGGGUCAGAUGGUAAAGUUAGGAUUUUGAACCUUCAGCCGGUUAAGUUGCAUCAAAGGCUGCCAUUGUUUUUGGGGAGUUCUGAAGAUAUUGAGGAGUUAGAGAGUUAUGGUGAUGUUCAACAAAAAGUCAACCCUGGAUAUGACGUUUGAAUUAAAUGAAAUGUAGCAAAUGUGUGUUGAUUUGGUUUUUUGUUGGUAUCUUUGAUCGUGUUCGAAGUUGUAAUUGAAGUAGUUUGCUUGCUAACCGAAGCUCUCGAGUCAUGUUGGUCGGGUUUGUAAUAUAUUUGGUUGAAAUGUAUGAGCGAAAGAUAUGUGAAUUUUUGUUUGUUGUGCAUUUGCAGUAAGGCUGCAAACAAUUCGAACUUUUUUUUUUAUUCAAAUUCGGUAUUCGAUUUGAUUAUACAGAUUCAAAAAGAAAAUGUGAAUAUCGAAGUAGACUAGUUAUCAGAACUCGACUGGUUGCUACAUGCUUAGCCUUCUGUAGUUUAUCAUCUUGUAUGAACAAAUGGUUUUCCAGUUGAGCCGGGACUAAAGUUCACACAAGCAGCUAACAUA
Molecule: messenger RNA, 1626 nt
Organism: Striga asiatica
Lineage: Eukaryota; Viridiplantae; Streptophyta; Magnoliopsida; Lamiales; Orobanchaceae
Source: the annotation of a GenBank genome assembly